UCCUGUUCCCUGCUGUUGGUAACGGCAGGUUGGCCUCCUAAAAUAGCUCUUAACUCUGCAACAGCUCCUCUACUUCCGCACUCCACCAGUAUCCUCUCAGGCCAUAGCGCAAGCCAUUGCCCGAGCCAUUGCGCAAGCCAUUGCCCGAGCCAUUGCUCAAACUAUUGCUCAAGCCAUGGCCUCGCCAUAGGUCAGAGUCGGAAGUCUAGGUCCCUUCAAACCGGUUUCCAGGUUCCGUCUCCCAGAGCUGUUGACCAAUUGUUGACCUGUCUGGUGGAGGGUCUGUCUGCGGUCGGUCUCUCCAUCACGGUUGAAUCUCGACCAGUGGUGGACUUGAGGGACCAGAUCUGGUCUUGGCACUUAAAUACUUGCUUGAAUCUAGGCUGACGUGCCUCGCACUGGUGGGAGCGUUGGAGUCGAGAGGACCGUAGGGAGGAGGUAGGGAGGAGGCAGGGAGGCAGGAGGUUGGGAGAUAAGGAGGAAGCAGCUCCGUGCGUCGAUUUCCCGCGCGAAUCUUCUCCUUGUCGUGCUUCUCUCCGCGAAAAUGGUUCCCUGUCACACUUAAUCAGUCGGGCCUUCGAGCGUCUCGGGAUAACGGAGGAGCCGAUUUAGCUAUCAGUCUAUCAGUCGCCGAUCGUCCGUUGGUCAUAGUGCCAAGGAAGAGGGAAAGCCAUUCCUGGUUUUUAACUUCUCGUCGGCUUGUCGGCUCGUAGUGUCCUCGACUCGCCUGCUUAAGUCCUAGAUCCGCCGCUCUCGUUGCAACACCGUUACGCUGAGAAACAUCCCUCAACUGUUUUCCGAGAGGCGUCGUCGUGCAUCGUCGUGCGUCGUCGGAGCGUCUUGCGGAUCGCUGUUGCAAACAGCUCCUGAAGCCGGUUUCCGACAGUUUCUGACGGUUUCUGGCGGGGCUUCCGACGGCUUCUGACAGUUUCUGGCGGUUUCCGACGAUUUUCUGCCGUCAAUGGCGGCCGGCCAUCAUGACGACGGCUCGACCUACAGCCCUCGCAUCGCCUUCAUCUACGUGUUCAACCUAAUCGUGGGCACGGGCGCCCUCGCUCUCCCGUCGGUGCUCACAACGGGAGGAUGGGUUCUCGGAACUCUCUUUCUCCUCCUCGUCGCAUUCACCAGCUUCGUGGGAGUGACGUUCAUGAUCGAGAGCAUGGCCGCGGCGAAUGCUCUCAGCCACAUACGGCACGCACAGUCGCAGGACGGGCACUAUCUCUCGGACACAGAGCCCCUGAUCAGCGACGGGGAAACGAGCGUGAUAGCGGGGGGAGGGUCGGAGAGUGAUGGGGGGAGUGCACGCGCAGGAGGGGGAGGGGGAGGGGGCGGGGGCGGGAGCGGGGCCGGCGGGGAGAGGGGGGGAAGAGGAGCGGAGGGCAGCAGCAGCGGUGGUGUUGGGAGUGGUGUUGGAGGGCCGUUUGAGAUCGUGCAGCGCAUGGAGAUGGCUCAGAUGGCGGACAUGUUUUUUGGCGACUGGGGGCGCAUCUUCUUCUAUAUCGCCCUCAUUCUGUACCUAUUCGGCGACGCAGCCAUCUACUGCACGUUUGUGCCGCGCUCCCUGGUGGCGUUUUUCUUCCCCGAAAACCCCCCGCCCUGGGCCUUUGACGCCUUCCUCACGCUCUUUGUCGCGGUCAUCGUCCCCUUCUGCUUCUUUGACUUCCAGAAGACCAAGCCCUUGCAAAUAGUCACCAUGGUCAUUCGAAACGCUGCUAUUUCAACCAUGAUCAUCAUCGCCGCAUGGGUGGCAUACAACGAAGGGCCGCGCACCACAGGAGUUCCCAACUUUAGAAUUGGGGCUCUGCCUAACCUCUUUGGUGGGGCCGUGUAUGCCUUCAUGUGCCACCACAGUUUGCCCGGCAUCAUCACGCCGAUGAGGGAGAAGGCGUUCAUCCCCCGGGUGCUCUUGUCGGCCUUCCUGGGCGUCUUCCUGCUUUACCUCCUGCUCUUCCUCUCCUGCGGCAUCGCCUUCGGCGUUGGGGCAGAGGACCCCAUCACAUUUAACUUCUCUCCUGCCAAGUUCGGCUGGAUUGGCGACCUGCUCUUCCUGUUCCCAGUGGUAACCCUAUCGUCCAACUACCCCAUGCUCACUAUCACCCUGCGCAACAACCUCGACACUCUCCUCACCCUCCUCUUUCCCAAGGGCUCCUCUCUCCUCCCCGCCGCCCCCGCCUUCUCCCCCCGCCUCCCCCCCCGUGCCUCCCGCUUUUCCGACGGCCCCGUUGGGGGCAGCGGAGGGGGGGGAGGGGGGAUUGGGGAGAAGGCUCUGCGUGUGCCGGCUAAAGAGAAGAAAGGGGCGGCGUGGAGACGAGUGUUUGUGACGCUGCUGGCCACGGUGCCACCGAUUGCAUGCUGUGUGAUUGCCGAGCACAAUGGGGUGAACGUGAAUUCCUUGGUGGGAGCCACAGGAGCAUAUGCGGGAGCAGCUGUCAUGUUCAUCAUACCGGCAUGCCUUGUGUAUCGGUCACGAUGCAUUUUAAAUCAAGAGUUACCACAGGGUUUGGAUGACUCGGCUCGUCGCUAUGAGCCACAUCCUCUCAAUCAGCACGCCUCGCCCUUCCGCAGUCCAUCAUGGGUCACUUCGCUAGUGUUACUGGCUAUUCUCGUUAUUGGAUUCAUCUCCAUUGAUGAGAUUUUGUAUUGAUUUGUUUAGGCAUGUGGCUGAAAUUUUUACUUUGGCUAUAUUGUAGGUGAAGUUAUGGAACAGCAUUCUCAUACGUGGUCUCUACUGUACAUUAGCAAGCAUC
Closterium sp. NIES-67 is the source of this 2747-nucleotide messenger RNA. The record is from the annotation of a GenBank genome assembly. Lineage: Eukaryota; Viridiplantae; Streptophyta; Zygnematophyceae; Desmidiales; Closteriaceae.